This is a messenger RNA of Symbiodinium natans, 3039 nucleotides long. The record is from the annotation of a GenBank genome assembly. NCBI's taxonomy places the organism in Eukaryota, Dinophyceae, Suessiales, Symbiodiniaceae.
AUGCUCCGGGGGGGCGCCAAAAAGCUGCUCCGCAGCCUCCAGCCCAACGGGAACUACCACUUGACCAAGCUCGGGAAGAGCUUCUUCAAGGACAAGUGGGUGGACUGGGUGGCGCACGUGCCCGUCAUCAUCCGCGGCAUCCGGCGAAACGGCCGGAACCGCGGCAUGCCCUACGAGCGCACGAAGCGCCUGCCCGUCACGGACCUCAACGUCACACUGCCCCGGCAGAGCGAGGGGCUCUCGGAUGCCCAAGCGGCCCGGAACCUCAAGGCGUCCGCGCUCGCGCAGCUCGGGCACCCCGAGCCGAACGACAUUAUUUGGGAGCUGUCCGACGAGACCUACUACCUGGACGCAACGAGGGAGUGGACCUUCAGCCAGCAGGCCAUGCAGGUCGUAGACGACCGGGUGGUGGUGGAGACCGUCCUGGAUCAGCCCCUGGGGGCUCUGCGGGACGUCUCCUACCAGCUGUACUGCGGCGACGAAAUCCUAGAGUCCGCCUUCGAACAGCGGCCGGACAAGCUUUGCGUCCCUCGGCAGCUCGCGGAGCUGAUGCGGCUGCCGCUGCAGGAGGUGCUUUCGGACUUCGACGCAAUCUGCACCAAAAAAACGUGGCGGGAGCAGGGCAUCACCCCCCGAGAGAUCCGGGAAUUCUGCCAGGCCCCGAUGUUCUACGUGGACUGCCAGGGCCGCCUGCUGGACAAGUACGAGCCUACCGUCAAGGAGCAGCGGGCCGUGGCCUUCACGAGCUGGAACGGCCACGCCUUCUUCUACAAAUCCGCCCGCACCGUCGCGAAGUGCGAGCCGAUCGGGGAGCGGGCCAGGUACCGGGGCGAGAGGAAGCCAGGCGAAACGCCCGAGUUCAAGGAUUGGCGGGAGUGGGAGGGCGAGGUCGCCAGCGGUCAUUUCUACACUGAAGACCUGGAGCAGGUCCGGAGGGAGCUCCUGGCCGAGGGGCACUGCCCGAAGGUGGUCAUGCGAAGCCUGAGCGAGUGGCGGUGCCUGCGGCUGAGGGUGCGGGGCGGCGAGGACUGCGUCAUCUCCGCCUUCCACGCAGACCUGGAUGUGCUGCAGGCCUGGAUGGGGCGGCUGGGGCUCCCCUAUUGCGGGCAGCGUCUGGCGGGCGCCGCGAGCGAGGUCUUCCUUCACCUUCUCAAGGCCCGCCGCGAUCCGCCCGGAUCUCGGCAAGCCCUGCUCGCGGAGCAGGACCACCAGUGCAAGCUCUGCGCGGCCCCCAUCACCGCAACCACGUGCGAGUUGGACCACAUCGUCCCCGUGCACCAGUCCUUCGCCGCACAGGCCCAGAACCUCCAGGCACUGUGCCUCGAGUGCCACCGGAACAAAACGGCCCUGGAGUCCUCGCACGCCACGACACUGGAGUCGCGCUUCAGCCGGCGGGCUUACGAGCAGUACGUGGAAUCGCCUCGACUCCCGCCGCUCGUCUUCAAGCUCAACAGCCACAAGCCGGACCACAUCUGCCACGGUAUAGACGUGGUGCGGUGCCGCAAGAACGGUCUGGCCCAUGCCAAGUUCCCGGCGCCCAUCUUCUGCCCCAAGGACAACGUUGAGCAAGCCCGCGAAGGGCACCUGGCGGACCUGACCUACGUGAGGCUCCGGGAGGACGGGCGUUGGGCGGCGUUCAAGCAGCUCCCCUACGUGGGCCAGGGCUGGUACGCCAAGCCUGCGGUGGCCUACAUGCUGGAAAAGGGCCUUGCGACGUGGAGCGACUUCGUGUACAGCCUGGACGCCACGGCGCACGUGGACCAGGAGUCCGUGGCCCAGGCCCUGCAGAAAAUGGAGGCGGCUUGGCCGGAGGGAGAGGAGCACUACGCGAAGCUGUCGGUGAAUGCCCUCAUCGGGCUGUGGGCACGCAACAUGAACCUCAUCUACACCAUGCGCACCAGCAACCACCAGUUCGACGGGUCCGGGUGCCAGCACCGGGAGCUGUUCGGACGCCGCGGGCGGGAUGCACUGGGAUCACAUCUACGUGACCCAGUUGUUGUCCAACCGGAGCUGCCGGCCUGUGCACGACUUCGUGAUGGCCUCGGAGUACGUACCUCGACGGCACGGUUGCCCGGCUACCCGGGCACCGGGAAGACCCACCUGGCGCGCCAGAUCGUGACCGCCCUCCGGGAAGAAGGGUACAAGGUGAAGAUCAUCACGAAGACCCACUCCUCCGUGCAGAACUUUGGAAUGCAGGCGGAAACGGCCGACCACUGGGUGCGGAGCACCGUCCGGAACGGCUACUGCAACAUCGACUGGCUGGUGGUGGAGGAGAUUACGCAGCUCGACACGGGGCUGUGGAACGACAUCGCCUGCGUCUCCAUGAACCGCAAAGUCAAGUUCCUGCUGCUUGGCGACUUCCGCCAGUUCCCCGCCGUCAUGGACAACUUCGCGGGCACCCCGGUGCAGUGGGAGCUCAAGCACUGCCAGCUGCUCCACGACCUCACCGACGGCUGGCACCACGAGCUCACCGAGAACAGGAGGAGCGACCCGGGCAUCUUCGACUUCCUCCGGUGGCUCCGGGUCGACGAGCCCCGGGAGCAGUCCCUGCCGGAAGCGGUCCGGGCGGCCCGGGAAAGGUUUCCGCGGCAAGGCGAGCCCGAUGUCAGCCUGGUCAUCUCCCACGCCCACCGCAUCAGGAUCAAUGCGCGGGACAACCGUCGCCUGGCCCCGCCGGAAGCUGUGACGAUCGAGUACACCGGCACUGGCCCGACGACCACCAACAUGCCGCAGACCAUGCGGGUCUGGCCCGGCCUGAAGCUCAUCGGCGUCGGUGGCCGCGUGACCAAAGGCAUCUACGUGCAUGUGGCAGAAGUGGGCCCCGAGAAGAUCGUCUUGGACGGCGGCGACUCCUUCACCCACGCCGCCCUCCUGAAACACACCCGGCUGUGCCACGCCAUCACCUACGCCUCGUGUCAAGGCCUGACGCUUGAAGGGCGGGUCUUCCUGUGCGACACCGAGAGCCCGCACUUCACCCUCAAGCACCUCUAUGUGGGGAGCAGCAGGGCCACCAGCAGCGAGCUCCUGAGCGUGCUCUAG